AGGAGCAUUCCAUUGAGCUCACUCGUGACUUCAGGAGCAUUCCCAUUGAGCUCACUCGUGACUUCAGGAGCAUUCCCAUUGAGCUCACUCGUGACUUCAGGAGCAUUCCCAUUGAGCUCACUCAGGAUCUUCAGCAAGUGGAGUCAACUGGAAUACAGCAGAGAGCUAUUGACUUUAACACCGCACCAAAAAUGAACCUGCCCCUUCUUACAACCCACAAUACUGUCUUCAGCCCAGGACCAAGCCUGUACCCAGCCCAGAAUGCCACUGAGUUCCCACAUAAACAGAACACUGGUAAAGAACUGGAUUGGAGAACAGGGGAACAGAAUCCCAUCCGAGAACUGGAGUGGACUCCGGAGCCGGAAGGCAGACUGGAGGCUCCAUCUACGUCAGAGGUCCGGAUUACAACCAAGGAGGAGCUGUGGUCACCAGAGGACCCGAUCAAGAUGGAGGAGGACCCACAGUGUGUCACCGAUGGAGCCAAUGGCAGCAAGCCACAGUGCCCUCCAGAGCAGGGGAACAACGCCAGGUCUGCAGGUCCAGAGAAGAGCUCUGUUUCUGGGCAGGAGAAGCAGUGGACUGAGGGUGUCCAGGUAUAUUACCAGAGACUGGUGGAGUUCCCAGGGGCUCUGGUUCAACUCCAGUCCCUUCCCUUGUCCACCCUCCUGGGCUGUCUCCAGUCCGUUCUCCCCUCUGUCUUKACUUCUCAGAGACUCAUAGCUCUCUACUGGCUGGGCGUGGCCAACUGCAGCCAGCCCCACCCACACCCUUCCCUCGUCCUCCUAUUGGAGUCCUGCCUCUACGCCCUGACUCUUGACCCUGACAGGUCCGAUCAGACCACGCCCCUGACAGUGUUCCACCACCUCCCCCUGCUGCAGAUCAAGGAGAUCCUGGUGGGUUUUUGCGGUCAGAGCCUUCGUCUCACAGCCUCCACUGAGGAGAGUGUCCUGACCCUCUACACCCACAGCCAGACCCUCACCCAYGCCCUCYCKCAGGCCCUGCUAGGUGUGUUCUCUCCUGGGGACCAGCGAGUGGCUCACCACCCCUUCCUGAAGGAGGAUCUGAUGGAGCUGUCUCUGGACUGGAAGGCCCAGGUACCUGACCUGCUGUUGGAUGCGGGACUCAGGCUGUCUGGUCACUUCCACAAGACCCUAGCUGACCUGGUGUAUAUACUGCAUGGCAACAUGGGCAGAGACAAGCCUAGUCUGGGAGAGGUCAGACUGCUGCUCUACACUACCGUUGGUGUGACAACGACCCCUMACCCCAGACCUGACCCCUGGGCCCAGCUCCUCCUCACGGAGACACACCUGGGACUGGUGCAGGAGAAUGCAGUGUUCCACCCUGCUCCGCGCCACCUCCCCCUGCUGUCCCGACAAGCACAGUUCCAGGGGGUGUCCCUUCGGUGCCGCUCUGACAUCCGCUGUUUGAUGGUCGGAGAGGUUGGCCGGAGCUCCCCGGUGCGGGGCGAGAUGGAGCCGGGAGCUCCCCGGUGCGGGGCGAGAUGGAGCCGGGAGCUCCCCGGUGCGGGGCGAGAUGGAGCCGGAGCUCCCCCGGUGCGGGGCGAGAUGGAGCCGCCAGACCCUCACCCAGGCCUCGCCAGCCCUGCUAGGUGUUUCUCUCCUGGGGACCAGCGAGUGGCUCACCACCCCUUCCUGAAGGAGGAUCUGAUGGAGCUGUCUCUGGACUGGAAGGCCCAGGUACCUGACCUGCUGUUGGAUGCGGGACUCAGGCUACCUGACCCUGGGCCCAGCUCUCCUCCGGAGACACACCUGGACUGGUGCAGGAGGAUGCAGUGUUCCACCCUGCUCGCGCCCACCUCCCCCUGCUCUCCCGACAAGCACAGUUCCAGGGGGUGUCCCUUCGUGCCGCUCUGA
This is a messenger RNA of Salvelinus sp. IW2-2015, 1874 nucleotides long. RefSeq lists its product as uncharacterized. Lineage: Eukaryota; Metazoa; Chordata; Actinopteri; Salmoniformes; Salmonidae. The record is from RefSeq and is a predicted model, not a curated record.